UUCAUUUCAUUUCCUCAAUCUAAUCUAUAAUCUACCACAGACAAAUUCAAGUAUUUCUUCUUCCCCUACGAUUCCUCUCUCCUCACCACCAUCGCGAUGGCUCAGCAGCGAGACAAGGAAGAGACGGAGCUCAAGGUCCCGGAGGCCCUGAGAUGCCCGGCAGCCAUCCCCGCGCCGCCGAAGACCGCCGGCGCCGACGACAAGGCCUGCACGACAAGAUCGCCGGAGGCCUCAGAUCCGCCGGCGGAUCAGGCGAUUUGCACGGACGAGUCGCGAUCUAGCUCGGCUUGCUUGCCGUAUCUGAGUCCUCGGCCUCGCCGGAUGGAGCGGGUGGUGAAUCGGUGCGCCGGUUGCCGCAGAAGGGUCGGGCUGACCGGGUUUCGGUGCCGCUGUGGCGAGCUGUUCUGCUCGGAGCACAGAUACUCCGAUCGCCACGAUUGCAGUUUCGAUUACAAGGCUGCUGGUCGGGAGACGAUCGCGCGCGAAAAUCCGGUGGUUAGGCCGGCAAAAAUUCUCAAAGUUUGAACGAGUCCGCGCCUGAAAGAGAUCGAAGAUCAAGUCCUCAAACCUUCUAAAUCCCCCCGAUUUCCAGCUUCAGAGAGAGAGAGAGAGAGAGAGAUGAAAUCUGGUUGAUUCGCGUCUUCCGUAGGGGUUCUAUGUGGCUUGGGUAGCUGGAGAUUGGGGGUACGUUGACGGGAAAUUCGGUGAACGAUGGAGGGUACUAUUGUCAUUUGCAUUGUUAUGAUAGUGAAUUUUUAAUUUUCUAUUUAUUUUUCCAA
Molecule: messenger RNA, 779 nt
Organism: Diospyros lotus (date-plum)
Lineage: Eukaryota; Viridiplantae; Streptophyta; Magnoliopsida; Ericales; Ebenaceae
Product: zinc finger A20 and AN1 domain-containing stress-associated protein 5-like
Exons: 1
Coding region: 97-525 (142 amino acids)
Biological process (GO): protein ubiquitination
Molecular function (GO): zinc ion binding; ubiquitin-protein transferase activity
Source: RefSeq, a predicted model, not a curated record